AUGACUCUUCCUGACCAAAAUCUAUGUUCGAGCUUAAUUUAGUGGCAUUGUGACGUUGAAAAUGGCAUGAUAUCAGAUAGAUUAACUAUCUAUACUUCGAUGUUGACAUCGAUAUCGAAAAUACCGAUACAUAUAGGGUGUAUAUGUUUCUUCACAUAUGUAGCAAACUGUGUGGUCUUUUCCAGCUACUUCUGUUCUGUUAUAUAUUUCGAUCACUUGCAUGUCCUGAGGUAUGUACUCAUCCAGUAGCUCACAUCUCUCGAUUCUUCUGACACGUUAUAUUAUCACAUCAUGGAGGACACUAGUAGAUCUUGCCAAUCUGACGAGCCAAUAGAUAAUUAUAUUGCAAG
Pseudovirgaria hyperparasitica is the source of this 350-nucleotide messenger RNA. RefSeq lists its product as uncharacterized. The transcript has a single exon. NCBI's taxonomy places the organism in Eukaryota, Fungi, Ascomycota, Dothideomycetes, Acrospermales, Acrospermaceae. The coding region runs from base 67 to 249 and encodes 60 amino acids. The record is from RefSeq and is a predicted model, not a curated record.